This is a messenger RNA of Cylicostephanus goldi, 708 nucleotides long. The record is from the annotation of a GenBank genome assembly. NCBI's taxonomy places the organism in Eukaryota, Metazoa, Nematoda, Chromadorea, Rhabditida, Strongylidae.
AUGGAAGACGAAAUGGGGCCGUCGGUCCCAAUGGGAAAUAUCGUUUCCGGAUAUCACGAUGGAGCAAAGACUACCGACCCAGGAAAAGAACAAGAAGUUCCUCAAGAGAUCGUGGUAUUACCGAAACUAUCCGAUUGGCCUCGGCCAACCGUUACCACAAAUAUUCCUCCUCCUCCACCUCCUCAAAUAAUCUCACCUGCACAGAUGAUUAUUCCACCGCCUCCCACUGUAUAUCCGCCCGUUCCACCUUUCCCCGAAUUUGGUCCCUAUCCCAACUAUCCGAUGCUUGAUCCGGGUUAUCAGGCUCCGUACGAGUGUCAACAAGCACCACUUGACGAUUUCGAUCCGGAAGAGUGUCGCAAGUACUAUGAAGGCUACGAUGUGAUCUCGUUACAGCAACGUACGCAAAGUCUUCUGAAAGAGAUGGCAAUUGUGCAAGCGAUCCUUGAUCAAAAGCUGGAGAAGAAAAGGCCAACGACACCUCCCGCAAUCAUUGCGCCCAAAUCUCCACCCCCACCGACACCGAAGACUCCACCACCUCCUCCUCCUCAAAAGGAAUACCUUUGGAGGAAAGCAGUUGACGAAGAUGGAGCCAAGUAUUAUUAUCAUAAGAUCACUCGAGAAUCGGUUUGGGAACUUCCGGAAGGAGAAGAAAGUGAUCCAGGCGAACGCACACCCACGCGUAUGCCGGACACAUCAGGAUGUGGG